Saccostrea cuccullata (small rock oyster) is the source of this 8308-nucleotide messenger RNA. Its product is annotated as leucine-rich repeat serine/threonine-protein kinase 2-like. The coding region runs from base 128 to 8230 and encodes 2700 amino acids. Gene Ontology annotation, biological process: protein phosphorylation. Gene Ontology annotation, molecular function: protein kinase activity; GTP binding; ATP binding. The record is from RefSeq and is a predicted model, not a curated record. NCBI's taxonomy places the organism in Eukaryota, Metazoa, Mollusca, Bivalvia, Ostreida, Ostreidae. The transcript is spliced from 66 exons.
UGUCAUAUCAUAUGAUUCUGUGAUGACCGGAAGUAAACACUACGGAGUUUAUUGUAGCGGGAAAGUCGGCUGCUGUUGUCAAAUAUACAUUACUAGACUGAAAUGGUAACUUAAAAAAUCUCGUGCCAUGACAAACGUGACACUGCGGGCAGAUCUACCCUCGGCCUUGGACACGGGUGACGACCUCCUAGACAGUAUGGAGGACGAAGAUAUCCAGUCUAUCAUGAUGACCCUACAACGGUCACUGAGUGAGGAUCUGCUGCUCAUGACACUGUACAAAAUCAAGGAAUAUCUCAACAAUGACGGUGUUGUAAAGGGGUUACUUAGCAGGGAUGUGGUCAAGCACAUUGUGGGGAUAAUGAACAACUUUUCCUCCAGCACUGGAAUUCAAAAGAUUGGUUUAGAGCUGGUUGAUGCCUUUGUGGGACUAUGCCCUGAUGUAUUUGAUGAGACCCAAUCUUCAGACACUGCAUACAGAGUGUUGCUGAAGACUUUAAAAGACUUUACUAAGGAUGAGGAAAUUCAGGAGAGAGGACUGAAAAUGUUUAGCCAUCUGUUAGAAUCAGAGACCCUGCGGAACAGCUUACUAGUAGAUGACCUGUUUGGAGCUGUAGCAGACCAAUCGCUGAUAACUAUGAAGAUGUACCAAUCCAAUACUAAUGUUCAGACGUCCAGUUGUGUGAUAUUGUAUCGUAUUCUUGAGGAAGAUGCUGAACUUUUAGAAGCCUUUGUUGAAGAAAAACUAGAGACAUUUCUGGAAGACAUGAAAGGGUUCUUAUCAGAAGCCUCUGUGCUGGCAGCCAUGUUUAAAGUCCUGGAAACAGUGGCCCAGGCAGAAGAUGGUUGUUACCUCCCCUUUCUGGUGUCCCACCAAGUAGAUAAGUAUGUGUUGGACUCCUUCACUAGUGUCUCAGCUGAUGUACAACUCAUUGAGGCGGGCUGUGAUCUUCUCAUGCAACUCAAGACAGAUGAAGCUGUCCGCAAUACUUUAUAUUGUACUGACUUCCUGUCCACAACACUGGUACCACUGAUGACCAAUCACCCCUGCAGUGGAUCUAUAAUGGCAGCCGGGCUAGAACUGUUCUGUUUAUUUUGUGAGGGAGUGUUUUCGGAUAUAACAGAUGAUGAGGAAACUCGACUGAGUAAGCAGUGGUGUGAACUCAUCUUUAAUGCAAUGCUCAGACUGAUGGAUGUCAGAAAUGUACAGAUCUGGAGUUGUAAAGCUAUCGUUGAGUUGUUGAAGGUUUGUCCUCGGGCACACAGUGAGAUUGGAGAAAACAUCAUCAACAACAUACCUCAGUCUCCCCUUCAUACGAUGUGUGUGGGUAACAUUCUGAUGUACAAGAGGGACAUGGAGGUGUUUUCCUGUGCCUGUGAAGCUCUCUAUUGGUUGGCAGCUGACCACGAGCAGAUCUGUGAGAAUCUUGUGGAAAAGAAUGCUUAUAUGGCGGUGAUGGACGGAAUCCGGCGACAUUUUAUCUGGUCACUGGCGGUGGAGUGUGGCCUCAGGGCCCUCAGGGCCAUGAUCAUCUUCCAUAAUGCCAAUAAGAUGAAAUUGGUUAUGGAGGGGAUACAGAAAAAACUCACGCAAGCCUUUAACAUUCAUGGGCAUUUGGAUAACGUUAUUAUAGAGUGCAUCAGUACUAUAGCCUGUCUAGCUGAAGUGGAGAUGUUCUGUAACCAGUGCCUGGUGGAGAUGCUACACGUCCGUAUACUGACGAGUCUGGAGAAAUCUUUUGACAAUGAACUCAUGCAGGAAGCCGGACUGGAAUGUCUGUGUGUGCUCUCAGCUGCAGACAAAGCAGCAGAAAUCCUGAAUUCAGUGGGGGCUCUUAAUCAUGUGAUAAGGACUAUGGAACAUUUUACCGAUGUCCUGUAUAUUCAGAGAAAGGGGCUGGUACUGAUCCAGAUGCUGAGUGAACCAUCCAUCAUUAACAACCUUGACCUUUGCUCUCAACUUGUCAAGGUCAUUACCUCUACCAUUAUCAAGCAUAACUCUGAAAUAGGACUGCUGAAAGAGGCCUGUGUUGCUGUACAUUUGGUAUCAGAGCUUGGUCCUGAUCUUUGUGAAGAGUUUGUGAGAGCAGGCUGUCACCAGCUGAUGUUUGACAUACUGGCAGAUCACAUUGACCAAGAUUUAUCUGACCUUGCUGGAGAAUGUCUGGUGAUCUUUGGUCUCGAUGAAACCGUGAAAGCCAACAUGCUUCUGGCCGAGUGUAGGAGAGGGAACCUUGCUGGAGUAGAGAGUUUGCUGGAGAUGGAAGCCAACGUUAACUUUGUAAACGCUGAGGGCGAGACACCACUAUACUGCGCUGUCACCAACGGGAAUGAAUUCAUUGUCAGGAGACUCCUGAAUAAAGGUAUCAAUGAAAUUAAAGAUGCCCUAAGAACCAGCCUAGAACUUGGGAACCACCGAAUCACAGGACUGUUACUAGGGGCCCUGUGUCACAAACGAACAAGCUUACAUGUACCGUGGAGUGGGUUAGGACUGGGUGUUACAGAUUUUCACCCAGUGUGGUUGGAGAUGGCAGUGCCUUGGUCUCUGACAACAGAAAAAGCCGAAUCUAUGAGGAGCAGUAGAAACUGUCUGUAUGUUGGCUCCUGGAAACAUAUCACGUCCCGCGUCAAAGAGAGCGAGGCCAAAAGAAAGCGACGGAAGGAGAACCAGUAUCAGCACUCGAUGAGUGAGUCCAGUAUGGGGGGGCACAGACACAAGUUCCGGUACAAGUUCAAACAGAGCUACGAGGACCUCACAAAGAUCGAGGUCAAGAAAUCCAGAGAGAUCUCACGACGUAACACUAGUCCCGAUGUUGCUCUACUACAUCGGGAUGUUAUCCAUAGGAGGAGACAGUUAUCUCCCAUCCGUAGCCCUGCUAGCAGUAUCAAGAUGCCAGAGGAGCCACAGAAAUCUGUUGUCUUCUCCUUAGAUAGUACUGAUGAAAGUGAGAGUAAAUCCUGGAUGUUUGAAAGUUCUCAUGCUGAGGGACAAGAAUGGAAACAGAUGUCAUUGACCGGAGCUAAUCUACCCUACAGCCAGUCUGACCCGCGGGUCAAUCCAUCCGCCAAUCUAUUACCAGUACCUCAACAGGGACCCUGGUCAAGGAAGAAGAGGAGCCCCUCCCCCUCACUAACAAACUCCAACUUAGAUUCCACUAGAGAUGAAGUAUUUUAUCCUGAUAGGAGACACUCCUACACCCCUGUUCCCUCCAGUGACGGAGAAUCAAGUGACGUGGGGCGCAACGCAUCAGCUGACGAUCUGGACGUAACUGUGGGAUCUAAUGACUCCAGGAGGGAGAGUGAGACAUCUGAGGCCAGCCUGUUGGUUUCCCUGGACCUCUCCUCUAAUAACCUCAGUACCCUGAAUUCCCUCACCGAGUCUAAAGACGACAUCCCCAGAUUCUUCACAGCCGUAGAGAAACUCAGCCUUACUGAUAACACUCUAUCUACCAUCCCAGAUAACUUCUUUCAGUCUAUGGAGAGCCUACACACUGUGGAUCUGAAGAAGAACAAACUGACCAGAUUCCCUGUGGAGGUCCUGUCCUGCUGUCCAGCCUUGACCUUCCUUGACGUUUCACAUAACGAGAUAAGUGAGUGGAGAUUGGACUCUCAGAAGCAGUCAAACCUUAUAGAGCUGCACCUGAACCAUAAUUCCUUGUCUGACAUUCCACAUAACAUAGGGAGGGUAUUCACAAGACUUGAGGUACUCCAGAUCAACAGUAAUAACGUGGAUAAAUUGACUGGCAAUGGAACUCUGGGACUGGUUAGCUUAAGGAAGCUUGAGCUGAACAAGAACAAGUUAAUUGAGAUACCGGAGAAUUUCCUGUGUGAGUGUCCCAGGCUGGAAGUACUGGAGGCUGCCUUCAAUCAAAUCGAGAAAUUACCCAGUGAAAAUCGUGCCAAAUAUCUUCCCAAGCUUUCCCGUCUAAAACUGAGAGAUAACAACAUAACUGGAAAGGAUCCAUUGUUUAUUCCCAAAUUUAUCCUGGACCUACCUAUGCUGAAAUUCCUUGAUCUAAGUGACAACAAGUUGACAGGCCUGCCCAAACCAAUCUCCUGGAAGUCCCAGAUGUUAAAAGAGGUCCUAGUGUCCAGAAACCAGAUAAACAAGAUAAAUCUAGAUGGAGGAAAAGCAUGGAGCAAGCUUGAGUGUUUAAGUUUAUCCAGGAAUGGUUUGACUGAGAUACCAAGUGACAUUGGCCAGUUGAGCUCUUUAACAUCUUUAGAUGUCAGUUACAAUCCCCUGACCACACUGCCAGAUGAACUCGGAAAAUGUCAAAAAAUGUGGGAGUUUCCAUUACAUGGACUAAGCCUUGACCUUGACCCUGGAUUGUUGAAAGGAAAAGUCAAAGACCUGAUCAUGUAUCUCCACAAUCGGCUUAAAAAGGCAACGGAGUACUACAGAAUGAAGCUGAUGGUUAUUGGGUAUGCUGGACGGGGUAAAACCACUCUGCUUAGGGCUCUGAUGAAGAAGUACAAGACCCCCCACACCAACCAAGCCACUGUUGGGGUCAUAGUUCAGGACUGGAAGUAUGAGAGACGUCGCGAAAACAAGGGCACGGUAACGUACACCCUGAAUACCUGGGAUUUUGCGGGACAGGAAGAGUUCUACAGCACACAUCAAUGUUACCUGUCUAACAGAGCUCUCUAUCUGGUGGUGUGUAAUAUAAAAGGUGGUACCUCUGAGAUAGAUCAGCUGAAGCCCUGGUUGUGUAACAUCCAGGCCCGAGCCCCAGGGUGUCCCGUUAUCGUGGUGAUGACCCACUUAGACAAGAUCCCCGAGGAGAAACGAGAAGAAGUGAGGAACAUGAUGGUCGAAAGACUUCAAUGUGUCAUGUCUAAAGGAGGAUAUCCAGAAGUCAAGCAUUUUGCCUCAGUGAAUUGUACCACAGAAAAUGGAGAAAUAGAACAGCUGAGGGAAUCUAUCAAAAGAGUUGUAGAUGAUUACAAAGUCAGGGGUCAGUUUGUGAUGGGACAGAAAGUUCCUGCCAGUUAUGUGAAAUUGGCUGAUCUACUGGCAGAGACCAAGAGGCUAGAGAGCUCUUUCCCUGUGAUAAAACACAACCAGAUGCUGAAGAUUGUACAGGAAGCUGCCUUGGACCUGGACGAAGAGGAGCUACACCAGGCUGUGAAGUUUUUACAUGAGUGUGGAGUACUGUUACAUUACCCAGAGAAGGCCCUGAAUCUGAGAGAUCUGUAUUUUAUUGACCCUGGCUGGCUGUGUAGGAUGAUGGCUCAGGUCGUCACGGUUCAUCAGAUUAAUCCGUUCAUCAAGAACGGGAUUUUAAGGAAAAAAGAUGUAAAUUUGCUGUUUACAGGGAAGAAAGUGGAGAAUUUUGUGUUUCCCAAAUCUCUGAUUCCACAGUAUUUAAGGCUACUCGAAAAAUUUGAGAUUGCUCUGCCCUACUCUGAUGAGGAACUCUUAAUCCCCUGCCACCUGCCAGAAAAGAAACCUCACCUCAACAUGCCAGCCUUAUCCAAAAAAGAUAAGAUCUGCCGUUACUAUAUGAUGGCUUACGUUCCAUUAGGAAUGUGGUCACGACUUAUCACUCGUCUGAUUGUCUUCUCUAGAAGUCAGGUCACAGAGGUUUUGGUUGGAGGACAUGAGCCGUCCCUGACUUAUUGGAAUAAGGGCAUCUUUAUGUACUGGAGCAGAGAGACGUUCUGUUUAGUGGACUCUGAGGGGAUUUCAGGAAACAAGGAAGAAAUAGCGAUAACAGUGCCGAUUUCUGGACAAGGGAGCAUGAUCCUAGGACUGGUUGUGGACCACAUUGAUGGUCUGAUAGAGGAAUGGUACCCAGGCCUGACAACUAUUGACCCUAUGCAGGGGCAAGAACUCCUAGAGAAGUUUGUUCCCUGUUUCAUGUGUACAAGCGAUCUGCCCCACUUUUUUAAGGUGGAGGACUUGUUACAGACAUCAGAGACCAGUAAUGAAGUGAUGUGUGAUCAAUGUAAUAAUCUGGUGCCCCUCUCUCAACUUGCGCCUGACAUUGUGAUGAGUGAUCUCCCCUCACAUCUACUGAUUGGGAAAUUAGAUCUCCAGGAAACAGCUGCAAACCAGUUGGGAGAUGGAGGCUUUGGUAACGUGUACCAGAUGUCAUACCAGGGACAAGAAACAGCUGUCAAAGUCUUCUCUGCUAUCGGGGAUAUCCACCCCCAUAAAAUGCUGAGGCAGGAGGUGACUGUUCUGAGAUGUCUGAAUCACCCCAGUGUUGUCUCCCUUUUGGGAGUUUCCAUUCAACCACGAGCCAUUGUCUUGGAGUUAGCUCCCUUAGGCUCUAUGGCAACAGUCUUGAAAGGAAAAUACACAGUUGAUAAAAUGGUCCAACACAGGAUUGCUCUACAGGUAUCAGAGGGCUUGGCUUACCUCCACAAGAUGUUGAUUGUUUACCGAGACAUGAAGCCAGACAAUGUACUAAUCUACAGUCUUUCACUGUCAGAAGUGGUGAAUGCUAAGAUAUCGGACUAUGGGAUUUCUCGGUUUUCUACACCUGAUGGUCUGACAGCUCAGGAGGGGACACCUGCUUACAGGGCUCCAGAGGUCAUCAGGGGGGAGACCUACUCAUUUAAGGCUGAUGUCUUCUCCCUUGGUAUAACCUUGUAUGCUCUGGUGAGUGGAGGCCGCCACCCAUUUGAUGACUACGACUACAAAACAGAGAUGGACAGAGUCAUUGCUGAGGGACAUCUGGCCCCACCCAUAACACAGAAGGGGUGUCAGCCUUGGCCAGACAUGCAGACAAUAAUUACCAGCUGUAUGAAUCAAUCUCCAGACAAAAGACCAACAUCACACCAAGUUUGGGAGAGGCUAAAGGAUCCAGAAAUUUUAGGUUUGAAGAGAGUCAUCCCAAUAUCUAAAGGCACAACUGUAGAGUGUUUCACAAUACAGGAGCAGGACGGUGGAAAGGUUUACCUGUGGGUGGCCAGUGGUGACUGUGACUACGUACAGCUGUCUAGACUGGACUUAAUGGACCAAACUCCAGAGGUCAAGGGAGCCAUGUUUAGGUAUGGGAGAAUCCUAGCUCUACAGUCGAUCAGUCAGGGUUAUCUACUGGUGGGUACUCAGAUGUGCCGAGUCUGGUUGUAUCAUACACUCAGACACGAGUUUCUACACUGCUCUACACUACUACCUGAUGCUGUUCUCUGCAUGUUAAAUGUACCCAAGGCUGAGGACCUUAUAUUUGUGGGUCUUGCCAAUGGAACUUUAGCGAUGUUUCCACAAUCGGAAAUACUUUAUGAAGAAAAAGCCUGCCCAAUGUUCCUGUCCCCAGGUAAGAAGCAUGAAGCCGUCCGAUGCCUGGAAGUAGAGGCCAGGGGUAAGAGGGUGUACUGCUCCUGUGGGUCAAAGAUUGUGAUGCUGAGUUACAGGAGGGGGAUAGCCCUGGAGAAAUCAGUCGAGACCAGAAAGGACAGUGCAAGGUCUGUGCCUAUUUAUGGCCUGUGUGUCAGCAGUAAGUCCCAGGUGUUCAUCUGCCACAAAGGAUCACCUGUCAUACAGAUGUGGGACCUCACUAAGGAAACCCUGAAAGCUCAGUUUGACGUCUCCCCACUGGUUGGACUGAAGCCAACACAGUGUAGGCUUACCUCCCUUGCUUUACAAGAAAAUCAUGGAAUUAGAGAUUUGAAUCAUGGGAUAUUGUGGGCGGGGACUGGAGAUGGCAGAAUAAUACUGAUGGAUGGUAAAUCGGGGAAAUCCAUCACCUCUUGUCAUAGGUACCGCGGCCCUGUACGUGCACUGAAAUCCUACAUGUUCAAAAGUAACAAGCCUGACAAGGAGAGAUUUUCUGGUGUUCUCAGUGGGGGCUUUGGUUUUAAUGACAACUCGGGGGAUAAAACAACUAAUGACAGAGAUGAUGAAUGUGGGUGUGUACUUUUAUGGGACAGGGAGUUUGGGAGAAUUGCUAAAGAUUUGGAGUUUGACACCAAAAGGCGGGCUUUGUUUGUAAGGGGCUCACAGGAGGGGAAGUGGAGUAAAUCUCUGGAAAAUGUGCUAUAUAAUAAAUCCGUGUUACAACUAAGUGGGAGCAACAAUUCACUUGUGGACAAUGUCCAAUGCUCCAACGAAGACAUUACUGAGGAGAAUCAGGGGUCACCUUUAGUUAACUCGGGGUCACUUCAAGGUCAUCAGAGGUCAUCUCAAGUUCAUCCAGGUUCACCUAAAAUUCAUCAGAGGUCACCUCAUGGUGAUGAGAAACAGCAGCAUUCUCCAGAAAAUGAAAUGUUCGAUUCCCUGUGAGAUUACCUUUGCUUAAAAUGCUUACAUCUCAUUCAGUCUACUUUUAUGUCAAUCAGAGAACUUUGGAGGCAGCCUUUU